This is a messenger RNA of Opisthorchis viverrini, 1745 nucleotides long. RefSeq lists its product as hypothetical. The transcript is spliced from 7 exons. Gene Ontology annotation, cellular component: plasma membrane; cytoplasm; dendritic spine. Gene Ontology annotation, molecular function: protein binding. Lineage: Eukaryota; Metazoa; Platyhelminthes; Trematoda; Opisthorchiida; Opisthorchiidae. The annotation marks the transcript as partial. The record is from RefSeq and is a predicted model, not a curated record. Gene Ontology annotation, biological process: chemical synaptic transmission.
ACAGUUUCUGUGAGACAUCCAGACUUUCCGGAUUCUCUUAUAAACGGAGUCCUGUUUCAUGCGCGCUAUUUGGGCAGUACACAGCUGUUGUCUGAACGACAACCGACACGGAAUUCGCGAAUGUACCAGGCCCAGGAAGCAGUCAAUCGGGUCAAAGCGCCGGAUGGUGAACAUCAACCGCAUGCACCUGUUGAACUUUUCGUCUCGACCGAAAGGCUUAUGAUUCUCAAUGCAAACCUCCAGGAAAUUCUCAUCGACCAUGAGCUCCGUAUGGUCUCCUACAUAGCCGAUAUUGGAGACAUCUUUGUCCUCAUGGCGCGCCGUCCUUCAGUCAAUCAGUCAGAUUCAUGCAAUAUGCCUCCGGACGGGACCGUGCCAGAAACAGAGACAAACACAUCCAGGUCGGAUUCAGGUGGGAGUAGCACCCUCUCGGAUACGUCCACUGAGCCUUCCGACUAUCGUAUACGUGGACUUUCGAAAACCGUGUUCGAGCGAACACGGAAGCCUGACACGAAGUUGGUUUGUCAUGUUCUCGAAAGCUCCGACGCCCGUCUAAUUGCCCAAUCUGUUGGACAUGCGUUUCAACUGGCCUAUCUUGAUUUUCUGCGUGAAAGUGGAGUUGAAGAUCUCACUUCCGUGAAGCACCUCAACUAUCAAGACGUAUUGAAUCAACAGGAGAUUUUCUGUGAUGAACUGACCAUGUUUACGGACAAACAGCGACACAAACAGAUCACCAUUCCAAAACAACGGGGUGAACCGUUGGGUGUGGUAAUUGUAGCUUCGGGCUGGGGGAGCCUAUUACCAACGGCAUUGUUGGCCAACAUGAAUCCACUCGGACCGGCCGCCCGAUGUGGUCAGCUGAAUAUCGGCAACCACAUCAUAUCUGUCAACGAUCAAAGUCUAGUCGGACUCCCUUUGAACUCCUGUCAGCAGAUAAUAAAGGCGUGUCGCAACCAAACGUCGGUCAGGCUAACGGUGGUCGACUGUCCACCGGUGGUGGAAGUUCUUAUCCGUCGUCCGAAUCUUCAAUACCAACUGGGCUUCAGUGUUCAAGAUGGUGUGAUCUGCAGUUUGUUACGAGGCGGGAUAGCAGAACGGGGUGGAAUCCGAGUAGAUCAUCGAAUCAUAGAAAUUAAUGGAGAAAGUGUGGUCGCUGUCCCACAUGAGAAAAUUGUGCAUUUGUUGGCGACAUCUGUUGGCGAAAUUCACCUCCGCACAAUGCCUACUUCGGUGUUUCGACUCCUAACGGGACAAGAUGUGCCCAACUACAUUUAGAGGAUCUCCCCUGAUCGUUGUGAUCUCUGGCUUGCCCAUCUCUCGAAAGAUCCAUACUUGGAUCUCAUCAACGCACUACUUGCGCCGCUGGCAGUUGUACAUAUGUUUGCUGUACAUUUCAUCUCAAAGGCUUCCGUUUGCAUGAUUCAUGAACACCAAUAAAUAGUGCGUCUCUGUUUAUCUGUACUUUAUCUCGAACGCUCCCACCGCUUUAUUGGAUACAUUUUCUUGAUGGUUUCCCAUUUAUUUCCCAUCAUUGUCAUUUAUUAAUCAGCCAACUUUCUUACCUUCAUUUGUUAUCACUUCUCGUCCGCAGUAUUUUUACGUGAGAAUUGGAUCUGAGUUUCGUUUCUUCACUGUGCAAGUGUCUUCUACUACUCACGGUUUGCCAGUCGGCCCGAAAUUUCUCAAUACCAUGAACCUAACUGACAUGCGCUAGAUAACAGGCAAUGAAUGCAGAUGGCAGUCUA